Messenger RNA from Panicum virgatum (switchgrass), 1194 nucleotides. RefSeq lists its product as uncharacterized. NCBI's taxonomy places the organism in Eukaryota, Viridiplantae, Streptophyta, Magnoliopsida, Poales, Poaceae. Bases 142 to 804 code for a protein of 220 amino acids. The transcript has a single exon. The record is from RefSeq and is a predicted model, not a curated record.
GAGUUCUUGGAUCGCGCCGCGCUUCCACAUCAUUCCGACGCCGCGACGACUGCUACCAACCACGGCCACCGGUCCACCACACCACUUCCACCACUGGCAGGAGCCGCCGCGCUCGGUCGAGAUCGCGGGACCAAGGAGAAGAUGCCGCCCGCUCCCAGCGCCGGCGGCGGCGGCGGCGCGGCGACGCCGCGCAGCAAGCCGCAGAGCCCGCUGCGCAUCACGCACGACGGCGAGUUCUACGCGCGCCUGCUCACCAGGGAGUCGUCCCUGGGAAACCCGUCCUUCCGCUACUACGGCGCGGGGCCCGGCGCCGUGCCCUUCGUGUGGGAGUCGCAGCCGGGCACGCCCAAGGACGCCUACUCCUCCUCCCGGAUGAUGCUGGCCGUGGGCGCCGGCGCGCCCGUCAUCACCCCGCCGCCCUCCUACCACCUCCGCGGCGCGCCGCUCGGCCACAGCGCCCGGCGCCACGGCAAGGCCGGCGGCGGCAGGUACAGCGGGUGCAGGCUCAGGUGGAUCAAGGUCGGCUUCAUCGCCACCGUCUUCCGCCGCCUCGGCUUCGGUAAGUCCUGCAGGUCCUCGUCGUCGUCGGUCAAGCCCUCGCCGUCCACCCGCUGGCUCUUCUCCGGCUCCAACGCCGCCGAAGCCCGCGACCAGGAGUACUGCGGCGCCUACGACAAGCCUGCGCCGCCGCCGACGAGGACGAAGAGGGUGCUCUGCCUCGGCGUCCGCCCGAGCCCGUGGAUGGUGCAGUUCUGCAGCGGCCAGCAGGAGCAGGCCGGCUGGGUGUACGGCUGGCGCCCGUAGAUAAGCUCCGAUCCCGCCGCCGGUCGCUGUCGAGCGAAGCGCAUGUCCGCCGUCCGGCCCCUGUCCAUGGAUGCAAGCAAGUGGUUCAUAGGGGCACGUCGGGGCGCCCUAAUUAUUCAAGUGAUCUGUAGGAGCUAAUAUAAUUGUUAGUGCGUGAUGGAUGUUCGUGUUCGAUCCGGUGUCCAUCACUGUUCUUGGAAGCAAGAUAAGGAGAUAAAGCUGUUCGUUCCGGUCGUUUAGUGGCGUCGUGUUGCCAUGGCCGGGUGUAUAUUGUAUACAUGCGUCUUGUACCUGGUGUUGUCUAGCUGCCUAUAGCUACUGGUGUUGUAUGCAAUGCAUCUUGCCGUCGAUGGAUGGCGACUGGACUUGGACAGUUCACGUGUUCCGAAA